Dinoponera quadriceps is the source of this 2595-nucleotide messenger RNA. RefSeq names its product WAS protein family homolog 1-like. The transcript has 4 exons. Gene Ontology annotation, cellular component: recycling endosome; WASH complex; early endosome. Gene Ontology annotation, biological process: retrograde transport, endosome to Golgi; endocytic recycling; Arp2/3 complex-mediated actin nucleation. Lineage: Eukaryota; Metazoa; Arthropoda; Insecta; Hymenoptera; Formicidae. The coding region runs from base 215 to 1705 and encodes 496 amino acids. Gene Ontology annotation, molecular function: gamma-tubulin binding; actin binding; alpha-tubulin binding. The record is from RefSeq and is a predicted model, not a curated record.
UCUCUCUGGAUGUCAUGUGUCGUCAUGCGACGUUUUAUCAGCGAGCGCAAUUUUUAUGGAAUGUCAUGUACAAUAUACCCGAAAUAAUCGACGAGAUUUCUACAAUGCGUAUAUACACAUGUCUGUAAUUCGAUCAUACCGAUUUUCUUAACGUAUCCCAAAAAUAUGCGUGUCGUCGCACUGUGAGGUAUUUUUGCGACUUCGCGGGACCAAGAUGCCAGAACGGAUCGAAAUUGGUAUUAUACCGAACAACCUGAGACACGAAGAGACGAUAGUUCAAAUAUCGGAAGCUCUGGAUAAUCUGGGCGAUGCUGUCUCAUAUAUAUUUGAUUGUAUCGACAGGAGGCUGUCGGAGAAUACGCAGAGAUUGAGCAACAUCAAGGAGAGAGCUAGGAAACUGGAGGGCAGAUUGCAUUAUCUGCAAACCAACUUGAACCUGAAAGCGGUGAAGAUGUACUCAGCUGCCAAGUAUCCAGCUAACUGUACUUACAAGGAGUACCGAGUGACGAUACCGCCGCAGUACAAGCGCGCUGUUAUUGUACCAAGCAUUUACAAGUGUUCCGUGCCUAUAAAAGAUAUCCCCGAGUCGUAUUUAUCUUCCAACUGUAAGACGGAAGGCGGCCAGUACACCGCAAAUAUCAAUCUUCAAGAGAAACUGCAAUUCUACCACGUACGAUCGAAGGCCAGCAAAAAAAGCAGCGGUCUCGAGGAUGACGGGGAACCGUUCCCGCCGCAAUUAUCCUCAGUUAGUGCCCUCCUGUUGUUCGACAGCACGGACAGCCCGUAUGAAAAAACCUCGGUGAGAUCAUCGCGCCAAUCUAACGACAAGCAGCAAAUUGAGGACGCGCCGGACUCGAUUGUACAACCGUGGCUUUCAUCGGAAAUGGACUCGUCUUCCAACUAUCUGUACACACCGACUCUCGGAGAGGUCCCUCAGAUCAACGUGCCGCUGACACUCCCAGACCUGCCCGGCAUCGUGGACGAUGAGAAAUUUGUGCUCGAUCUGAACUCGCAGAGCCCGAUCGCGCCGUCGUCCGCGGUGACGACGCCGACGGUGCGUCUGGAUCUGCCGACGCCGAUCAGCGACGAGAGGGACUCCCGCGGGAAGGUCGAGGACAACGCGCCGUGUUUGCCUGUUCUGACUGAAAACGUGCCUGCGGCCGUGACGUCGUCGCGGGAAACCGCGCCGCCACCGCCUCCUCCCCCCGCGCUGAAUACCGCCGAGAGCAACGGGAAGAAUGUUCGGCAAGUGAUGGCACCACCGCCGCCGCCGCCUCCGCCGCCUCCACCGCCGCCGCCGCCGCCGCCGCCGCCGCCGGCGGCGGAACCGUCGGGCGACAACCCGGAGAAGAAGGAGAAAGCCCGGCCGGCGGCGAGGAACGUCACGGACGACCGUUCGAAUUUGAUGGCGGCGAUACGAAACGCCGGCGGAAUAGGCCGAGCGAAGCUGAGGCCUACCGCGCCGGACGAGAAGAAGCGCGACCGAUGGUCCUCGGCAUCCGUCGGCGGGGAUCUGAUGGCGGACCUGCAUGCGAAACUGGCGCUGAGGCGCAAAGGUAUCGCCGGCUCUACGGUAGACGCCCUGGAGAGAAUGUCGAGUCUGAUACCGCCCCCGCCGAAGCCAAACGAGGCGUCCGCGUCGGACCGGAACUCCGCCACCAGCGAGUACGACUCUCAACCCGACACGGACGACUGGGAAGAGUGAUCGUUGCUGGCGCGGCGACCGGUCCAGCGGCGUACUGGCGAAAAGUGGUCGUAACGUCGGGGAGGAACCGCGGCGGCUUAAAGCCAGUCCGGUGGUUGCGCUCGCACGAAGACUCAGGGGAACUCCUACUCAAUUCAGGUUCCAUAAAAUGGGAGAUAAUAUCGUGAAAAUAUGCAGAUCUAUAUAUGUAUAUAUGUAUAUGUUUAUAUAUAUAUAUAUAUAUAUAUAUAUAUGAAUAACCUACUUUUUAUUAAAAAAUAUAUAUAAUUAUAAAUUUCAUGCAUGUGGCUGCUGAUCGCACGACUCUAUCUUAUUCUUAUAUAUAUAUUGUACAUAUACAAAAGUCACAAAACGUAUAAUUCUUGAUUUUCAUAUUUAUUUCAUCGUACAUUGAUUUUCCGAUAUUGUUGUAAUUACUUCAUACACCGUGUACAGACAGAAUAACACUAUGUAUAAUUAUAUGUAUAAUUAUACUCUUAUAUAUAUAUAUACAUUAUAUAAUUUAAACGUGAUAGAUUUGUUAGAAAAUCAAGUAAAAAAAUAAAAAAUAUAUAUUUUGUGCAUCAUAUUUUCUGAUUUCGCGACAAUUCAAUCGAUCGAGAUAUAAUUUAAAUAAUCGGCACGCAGUCGGUCACACAAGGAGAUAGCUUCUUUAGAAAAUAAAUUUCCAAAACCGACUAUACACUGAUUAUUUAAACAAUUUCAUCUGUACAUGUUCCUAUAAAAAAUGUUUAUGGUUUAAUUACCGACAUCUGUUUAUUUUAUAUUUAUAUCCUACGAUCUUCCUCCUGCAGUCUUGCGCAUAUAAUGUAUAACUACUUCCUCCAUUAUGGUUCUAAUAGUACACAUUUCUUAAUAUACAAUAUAAUUUAUAAAAUAUGAAUAUAGAA